Messenger RNA from Periophthalmus magnuspinnatus, 4995 nucleotides. Its product is annotated as estrogen receptor beta-like. Gene Ontology annotation, cellular component: nucleus. Gene Ontology annotation, molecular function: zinc ion binding; sequence-specific DNA binding; steroid binding. The transcript has 11 exons. Bases 311 to 2371 code for a protein of 686 amino acids. NCBI's taxonomy places the organism in Eukaryota, Metazoa, Chordata, Actinopteri, Gobiiformes, Gobiidae. The record is from RefSeq and is a predicted model, not a curated record. Gene Ontology annotation, biological process: estrogen receptor signaling pathway; cellular response to estradiol stimulus; regulation of DNA-templated transcription.
CGUGAGCGCAAAGCCGGGACCGCACAGGACUAAAACCGGGCUAAAACUGGACUAAACCCACGCCGCGCGCUCGUGUCAGUGCGUCCCCGUGCGUAAAGGUGCUCAGGGGACAUGUGGCACGCGUUUGGGGAGGCGCAGACCCACUUUGACGCGGUUUGUCGUGUUUUUGGAGAAGACUGAAAAGUGUUGGACAGAACAGGAGUCCACGCGGGAGAUUCUGACAGCUCUGCGGGCUUCAGGGACAUCCGGGAACUUUCAGACUUGUUGUUCGUGGGAGCAGGCACUGUCCCAUCCUCUUUACCCGCCUUGGAUGCUGCACAGUGGGGGCAGCAGCACCAUGACGUCCCCCUCUGCUCCGGAGCCCCAGCCUCUGCUCCAGCUGCAGGAGGCCGACUCCAGUAAACCAUCCCAGGAUCGAGCUCUCUCCCCUGGGCACAGAGCUCCGGUGUACAGCCCCCCUUCCGGACUGGACCACGCGGUGUGUAUCCCGGCUCCAUACACCGACAGCUCCCAGGAUUACCCCCCCACGCCCCUCUCCUUCUACAGCCCCUCUGUGCUCAGCUACCCCCGGCCUGCGCUCGCUGAGGCCCCCUUCUGGUCGCCCCAUGGACACGCCAACGUCUCUGCUCUGGCUCUGCACUGCCCUCCCCCUAUCCUCUACAACGAGCCCACCCCCCACCACGCCUGGAUGGAAGCCAAACCGCAGUUCACCAGCAGCAGCUCUCUCCUGGGCUGUGGGUCAAAGAUCACAACCCUGAAGCGUGUGGAGGAGGAGGGGUCAGAGGGGGUCAGUUCUUGCUCCGCCCCCCUGCGCUCGGACAUGCACCUCUGCGCCGUGUGUCACGACUACGCCUCCGGAUACCACUACGGCGUGUGGUCGUGCGAAGGCUGCAAGGCCUUCUUCAAGAGGAGCAUCCAAGGUCACAAUGACUACAUCUGCCCGGCCACGAACCAGUGCACCAUCGACAAGAACCGCAGGAAGAGCUGCCAGGCGUGCAGGCUGCGUAAGUGCUACGAGGUCGGGAUGAUGAAGUGCGGUGUGAGGAGGGAGCGCUGCAGUUACCGAGGCUCCCGUCAUCGCCGUGGUAACUUAUCCGGGGGGCGGGGCCUGGUUCGGGUGGGUCUCACCUGUCGGAGCCAGAGACAGUUACACCUGGAGCCCCCCCUCACCCCUGUCACCCCCCUCCCCCAGUCGUCCCGCAGCCACAGCAGCGCCCCCCGCAGCCCGCGCCUCGCCCUCACGCCCGAACAGUUCAUCUCCAGGAUCAUGGAAGCGGAGCCGCCUCAGAUCUACCUGAUGGAGGAGCUGAAGAAGCCGUUCACCGAGAGCAGCAUGAUGAUGUCCCUCACCAACCUGGCGGAUAAAGAGCUGGUGCUAAUGAUCAGCUGGGCCAAGAAGAUCCCAGGCUUCAUGGAGCUGAGUCUGUCGGACCAGAUCCACCUGCUCAAGUGCUGCUGGCUGGAGAUCCUCAUGUUAGGACUCAUGUGGAGGUCUGUGGACCAUCCAGGAAAACUCAUCUUCUCCCCGGACUUCAAACUCAACAGGGAUGAGGGUCAGUGCGUCGAGGGCAUCAUGGAGAUCUUUGACAUGCUGUUGGCCGCCACCUCCAGGUUCAGAGAGCUGAAGCUGCAGAGAGAAGAGUACGUCUGUCUCAAGGCCAUGAUCCUGCUCAACUCCAACCUGUGUAACACAACCCCGCAGACGGCAGAGGAGGUGGAGAGUCGGGCUAAACUCCUGCGUUUACUCGACUCUGUGAUCGACGCCUUGGUCUGGGCCAUCUCCAAACUGGGCCUGUCGUCUCAGCAGCAGACGCUCAGACUGGGACACCUCACCAUGCUGCUGUCCCACAUACGACACGUCAGUAACAAAGGGAUGGACCACCUCUCUACGAUGAAGAGGAAAAACGUCGUUCUUGUUUACGACCUUCUCCUGGAAAUGCUCGACGCAAACACCUCCAGCAGCAGCCACACCUCCAAAGCUUUCAGCCAAUCGCAGCCCGGGUUCAGCCCCCAAAGCGACGCCUCCCAAGCCUUUAACCAACCACAGCCCGAGUUCAGCCCCCAAAGCCACGCCUCCGAGUCCUUCAGCCAAUCACAGCUAGAGUUUACCCCGCAGAGCCACGCCCCCGACUCCUUCAGCCAACCACAACCAGAGUACACCCCUCCUGAACACGUCCACAUCCUCGACAGACACCUGCAGGCCCCGCCCACACACAGCGAGCCGGCCAAUCACAGCCUUGCGCACUCGCACAUGGAGAAUAACAAUUACAUGCCGGCAGACUCCUGGUCCGUGGACUCCUGCGACACUGGCCCCGCCCCCCCAGAGUACCUCCUCCCAGAUCAGAGAGGGGGCGGGGCUUUGGGCACCUGAGGGACGGGUCUUUGGACACCUGAGAAAGGGAGGCCGGGCUUUAAACACCUGAAGAGCCCCUCCCUGUCCUGUAUUGGUUCUGCUUCAUGGACUCACUGUGGAACCUUCACAUCCAGAGGAGGAACUUUUGUUAAAACUACAGUUCUUCGUCGGACUUUUCUACGAUUUCUGUGCGAUUGGUCUGUGUUUUUUUUUCGUAAAUCGUGAACUCUGACGCCGCUGGAGCCAAAGGCAUUUUGUGCUCUUUUUAAAGACUUUUACAAAUCUCUGUAACACUCGACAUGUACAAUAGAAUACAACACAAUCCUACACUUCUCCACAGCCCUGGAGUGGACUCGAACAACAAAAAGCUCACUGUAAUGACACGGACAGACCGGGUUUCCUUUCACGACUACACCUGCGUUUCAACUGUAGACUGUAUAAAGACGUGGACUUAGUGAGUGCGACGUCACCCACGGCGUCCGACUCCAGUCCAGUGAAGCUCAUCGAGGCGAGAGCGGUUAUAGCGGCGAAUUUGGAGCCAAGUUCCAUCUUAGGGAUUCAGACCACGAGUAUCAUAGCAACUAAAGAGCCAAUCCGGAGCGAGGCUGUCGAAGGCGACCCCUCCCAACAGGUUUGAUGAGGCGCACUUUGUAGCACUGUCAAUCAAACAUGUUGCUAACGCUACCGGGGGGGGUGACCUCGGGGAACAAAGCUGCAAGAUUUGUCUGUUAUUAAUGAUCAUAUCUGGAUUUACGGACACAAAAGAGAAAUAAAAACCCCAGGAUCAUGUAGAGCGGGUUAAUACGGACGUUUUAAGAGCGAAAUGAUGACAGCAGCAGCAGUUAUGGAGAAUAGAAUAGUUUUAGAAAGUGAAUUGGAGCCAGAGUCAGUGGAGCUGGAAAUGCAUCUAUGUUCAGUCUGUGGUCGAAACAUUAGACAGAUUCAAGGAGCUAAUCACUGCUCAAAUAAGUAGUUCAAAUACUUCAGUUCAGUACUUAGUUUCACGUUCAGCUGCACUUCAUUACACUUUAAAAACUCUAGAGGAUUAAAAAUAGCUUUAUGUCUUUGAAAAAACUGGGCAAAGUUUACUGCAGUGUGUUCUUUUGGUUUUAGGAAAGUACAUUCUGAAUACCACCAAAUGAAAGAGUAACUGUACUUUAAUACAGUUUGAAUAUGUAUUUUUGGUACAUAUUUAGUCACUUCCCAACACUGUGUAUUCGCAUUUAUGAAACGGAGGCAAGACACAAGAAAUUGAUUCAAUAAUGUACUAAAAUGUUCAUAAUCCAGCCUCGUGUUGGUAUAUGGUUGAAGUCUAAUAAACUUUAAAAACAACACUUAUGUAUUACUCAAGUAGAUCUCAAAAGCAGCUGAUUUGGGCUUUUACAAGUUCAGAUGACAAAAAGAGAAGAAAAAGUUGAGAUUUGUACUAUUAUUUAAUUAAAAUUGUGGAGUCUUUUUGUUCCUCGUGUCUGCUCCAGGGCCUAAUGCAUCAGAAUUUAAACAAUCCACAACAAGCCGCCAUCUUGGAACUGUUCAAAAGCCGCCAUCUUGGAACUGUUCAAAAAUCUUCUGCAUGUUUUUUACCUGAACCAACUCACGUCUGACUGUCUGUGUUUCAUAUGGGACUCUCAAUGGGCUGUGUUCACGUUUUAACAUUUUUUUAAUGACGUCAUAACUUCAGAUGGAGAUCGAGGGGGAAAACAGAAUUUUGACUAUUGGAAUAAUGUGUAAUUCCACUGUUUUUGACACUGCAGUGCAAAAACAAUUCAACUUUUGUUUAUUUAUACUGAGAAGAUAUUGAACGUUGCGCCAGUUUGUUUCGUGCAGAUGCUCCCAGUUAUUACAGAUAUUAACCAUAAACCAGGUCAACGCGUCUGCAGUCACACAGUUAAACGGCAAAUUCCACCGUAGAUUUCUGACCCGUCUCCAGCUCAGGUUACACUGUAGGUCUUUAAAAUGUUAUAACAGCGAACGCAGCCUGUUUUUUUUCCACUGUGUAUCCAACCUGUGUCCAAAAAAACACACGUUCGUGGCCUUUUCAAUGACUGUUAAACUGUCAAUCUCUUGCUUGGUUCAGAUAGAGCUGAUUUUAAGCAACAAAACGACUUAAAGUGCGGCUAAACGCGUAAACUCCGCCCACUACUGCCACCGCAUUUCAAAAAAAGAGCUGCUAAACCGGGCAGUACCUGGAGAGGACUGAAGGGAAAACUCCGCCCCUGCAGCUGGGUGUUUGUAAUCAGAUCAGUCCCUCUGUGAUGUCACAUAGUACUUGAAAUUGCAGAGGCCACUGAAGGCGACGCCCGCACUUAGAUUUAGGCGUUUUUCAACCAGAAAGCUGUAUUAAAAUUGCAAAAAAAAUGAUUAAAAAUAGUAGAUGAUGCUAUUAAAACACCACAUACAGUUGAGGAAAAAAAAAAAAAGAAAAGUUUAGCGUUUUAGUUUGGAUCGGCAAUUAUUUAAAGCGAAACUAAAAGACAAAAGUGAAGCCAUUUUAGAUUCAUGUAGCGCUUGGUUAAAAUCAGCUCUAGACUCACCUGUGUGUGUAAAAAUACUGCUCAAUGUUUUUCCGGAAAAAAAAAAAAAUCAACUGUUUACUGUCAAUUUACAAGUUUAUAUCUGCAACAAUAAAGUGCUUUAAAAAG